Molecule: messenger RNA, 4473 nt
Organism: Paramormyrops kingsleyae
Lineage: Eukaryota; Metazoa; Chordata; Actinopteri; Osteoglossiformes; Mormyridae
Gene: prrt4b
Product: proline rich transmembrane protein 4b
Source: RefSeq, a predicted model, not a curated record
CACACGUUGAGGAUAUUUACAACACCGGACCGGCACAGAAGCUCCAGCAUUUUUUCGCUGCACUAUCCUGGAGAGGGUGAGUAUUUCACAUUCCCUCCAGCUGCUGAGGUGCGGAAGGGGGUGGCGGGUGGAUCGGCUCCCCUUCGUGCUCGCUGACAGCUGGAGGACAGACAGUGCGGGGAACCGAAGGUGCCAGUUGUCGGCUGUGCGGCGUCACGGAGCCGAUGCGCGUCCGUGCGGCGUCCAGGCGCGCCGCCUCCUCGGAGCCAAACGGUCUGGGAAAGGGAUUUAAAUAAAAAAGCGUUCGGGGGUCUGAUGGCGAUAUAAGGAAACAAGUGGACUAACGAAGAGGAGCCUUUUUACUCCAGCUGUCAGACCGAUACAGGUCAGCGAGCGUUAGCUGCUAACACCACGUCCACAAGGAAAAUGGAGGAUAAUCUUUGAUCACCACAAUAUGCUUUAGUAGAAACAUCAUGUUACUUCACGUCUGGACACUGGCGCUGUGUCUUGGCACUUUCCCUUCCGUGUCACCAACUGGGGCGCAGGUGACACGGUCCUCGUCCUCACCACAGGCAGAUUCCAGGAGCCAUGGAGGAUCUUCAGACAUGCAGAGGGACAGCUCAUUUUGGUCCAUCUGGGCACCGCCUGAGGAUGUGAUAGAGACCAAGACUUCCUCCUUCUUCUCACUGCCAGUUACUUUCCCCUUUGGCCUGUGGAGCUCCCAGACGCGAUCGGAAGAUGCCGAUAAAUCUACGGAGAAUCCCAAAGCACAGACUUCCACUUCUGCACCGAGUGAUGCAGUGUUAAAGCAAAGCGGAGGCUCAUCCUUUGCAUCAGCAACAGACACAUCAUGGAAUGCGUCAAUUACAACCCCGGACCCAAUCACAGCAGGCCCGACUGAAGAUACGAAACCAUCAGCAUCCAUCUUCUCCUACAACACACUUCAGAGUAGCACCCAGGAUGAUGGAGCUGAGCUUUCCUGGCCAAAGAAGAGUUUAAGUAAUGAGAAUUUUCCCUCCCAAACACCAACUCGAGUACAAACGCAACCUGUCAAAAAUAGUACUUCACACGUGUCGCUCUCUGAGAAAAUAGGAACCACAGAGCCUCUUGAUACGAUAGCUACUCCAUCUGGCCUAGAUACAGCAAUAGCUACUGACCAGGAUGCCAAGAGAGCUCCAGGGACAGAAUCAAAAAUAAGCAUCAGAUUGUUGGGCGAUGGAGCGAACGUAGCGGAAGAUCGGACAGAAUCAGGACCCUCCUCGGGGAGUCAAAAGUCUGAAAACGCAACAAGGUCGACUCCAACGCAGCGGGCAAGACCCAGCACACCUGCCAACGCCACCCCCAGGGAGGCAGAGGAAGAGGGGGUGGGGGCGGAGGUGGAGGAGGAGGAGCGGAGGAUCCAGUGGACGGCCACCGUCACCUCCGUCACCACUCUGGGUCCACUGGAUUCAGGAACUCCAACCAGUGAGGUCUGGCUGUUGGACACGACGCCCAACGAGUCGUACUCACUACCUGACUGCAACUCGGACAUCUCCGGGGCCUGUAACGCCUCUGACGCUUGGAACCCCGCCUUCCCGGACGACAACGCCACCUCCAACCAAUCGUACAACCCCUUACUGCUCCUCACCCCGCCUAUGUUUGUGCCCCUGUACUCGGAUUGGAACACGGCCAUGGCCACGUGGGGGGUGGCAUGGGAGGCCCACAUCUACGGCCUGGGCUCUCUGUUCGCCGUGGUGGCUGCCCUUGCCGUGAUCAACCUGUCGUGCCUCCCCUUCCGGUGCCCGUCGGGCUGCGGCUACUUUGCGCUGGUCAGCCUCUUCCUGCUGAUUGCCGGGAGCAGCAGAGCCUUCUCCUUGUUCUAUGACGCCUACAGCCACCAGGACAAGCUGCCGGCAGCGGGGACCCUCCUCCUUUACGAGGCGCCCUUCCCGUGCCUCACGGCCGCUUUUGGCAUCGUUUUCCUGCUGCUCUCCAUGCGCUCCCGGAUGCAGCUCUCCCAUUCCGUUCUCCAGCACCCCUGCUUCCUGGCUGUCCUGGUGCUGCUGCACUUCGCCACCACAUUCGGCUCGGUGGCCCUGCUCCAGGUCUUCACGCAGCUCCCCUGCCUCUUCUUCAUCUCCCAAGGGGCCUUCGUGGUCUUGGCGGCCUCCCUAGCCACCACCUACUUGGUCUUCUACUGCUAUGUGCGAGCUGACUCCAAGCACAUCUACCAUCUCAACAACACAUCGCCGCCCGUCGAACGCUACAACCGCUGCCCCUUUGCCGACGCCAAGGACUGGGACCGGGCGGCAGCUACUGCCGUAUUCUCCUCCCUCUUCGUGCUGGCAUGCGCUGGCCUGCAGCUCUACGCCAUGCUCCAUGCACUGGGCUUGGGAGGUGCAGAGGUCUUCCUGCCCUGGCCCUGGUGGGCCUUCCACCUGAGCUGCCGCGUGUGCGAGGCCAGCGUGUGCCUGACGCUCUCUUUUGUCGUCAUGCACCCGCUCUGCUGCUCCAGUGACCUCCCCCAGCCCAGCUGCUGGCCCAAGGUCUUCCGCGGCCACCUCGCCAUGAAGUCGUCAGUGCUGCCCAACAACUAUCCAUGGUCGCAGCAGGAGAAGCUGGUGAUCUGUGACACCAUCGCCCGCGGCGAAUCUGAGUGCCUGCCACUCUACGCGCUGGUGGACCACCGCCUAGACAGUGUCGACGGGCUAGACCUCCUCUACCACAGCCACCGGGUGUUGGCCGUCAGAGACACAGACCACAUCAAGGCCAAGGCUGAUUCCCUGAAGUCCUCCUCCGCCAGCCUGCACCUGGAUAGUGACUCCACAGCAGACUUGAGACCUCCUUCACCCAUCAACCUUCGCCGGAGCAUCGAUGAGGCCCUCUUCAGCGAGGCCCUCUUCCCCCAGAGCAUCUUUAGCUCCUUCACCAACCUGUCAUUCAGCACCAAGCCGGCCUCCGACAGCCACUCCUUCUGGGAGAGCUCGGCCGACCGCAGCCUGUACCGGACUUCCUCCUGCACGGACGUGGAGGCCCCCCAGGCUCUGCCAGCUCCCUUGAAGGGCCCCACCCUGUCUGGGCGCCGCACGCAGGACGCAGCCUCCUUCUCCUCCUCUGCCGAUCACUGGCAUGGCAGCAACUCCAGCUCUGUGUUCCAGGCCUCGCUGGAUGGCUCCUCCCUGGUGCUCUGUUCGAGCCCAGAGAGACUGGGCCAGGGUGCCGCCCCCCUAGGCAGUGGCCGUGUCGGGCCCGGCCACCUGUCCCAGAGCAACCUCAACCUUCAAAGACGGUACCAGGUGUUGGGCUCAGCCUCACAGGAGAGCCUGCACCGGGACAACUCACAGGACCUGGCCGUCCAGGCAGAGUUCAUUAGCGCGUGUCGGCAGAUUGAUACUCUUAGUGUAUGCAGCGACACCAUUGACCUGUAGGUGGGGCAACGACAUGGACAAUGCAGACCGAGAAGCACCAGGACUCACUGGGGUGCCUAAAUAUAGCAAAGGUCUGUAGCCAAGGUGCUAUUGUUUAGCUCUAUCCCUCUGCUCACAAUUAAAGAAAUAAAUAAACAAACAAACGCCAACCAGCACACUGUCAUGGAUCAUGUAGCAUUGCCGAACCGCUAAGCUUUCUGAAUCCCAGAUUUGGACAGCCCCCCCCCCAGAAUUCCUGGGUUUUAAUCCUUGAAGGUUUUCAUUCCAGCUGGGUGGACACCGAACCUAAUAGAAACAGGGAUGUGUCGCAAAAGUGCCACGGAAUGAGAGAUGCCAAGAGAAAUUUUCGUAUACUUGUGUCUCAAAUUGGGACACUGAUUUUUUUUUCCUAUUCAAAAACACAUUUGUACAGUUCUAUACAUUUUGCCAAGACUUAAAUAAUACUGUGAUAAAGCACUUAAAGAAUAAUUGAAUUCGUUAUCCACAUAUUACUUAUUAGAUACCUUGUACUAGAAAUUAUAUACGUAAAAGCUAUUACAAAAUAAGGUUUUGAAAGGUAAAAACAAAACGAACAAAAAAAUCGCCAGACUGCUGUUAUGAUUUAAUAAACACUGACGUCCUAUCUGUUCCGCAUUGUCAUUUUCAAACGGAACAGUACUAUUUUUGUAACCGUUAGGCGUAACGAGGAAGAAAAUAUCAGCAGUAUUGUAGCAGCGCACCAGUGCCAUCUACUGGUUCAAAACAUCACCAUGUGCUUUAUUUAAAAUAUUUGUUAUAACGUUUCUUAACACCCAUUUCACUUUAUAUUAAAAAAAUGAUUUAUUUUUCAGUUUUAGACUUAUUGUGUCAUUUACCUGCAAGUCUUCUCUGCGUUGUUAAAUAGGCAUUGAAUAUUUUCUACAUGGAGAGAGUUAAUUUAUUGUGCUAUUAUGUGCAUGUUUUAAAAUGUUUACGGAAAAAUAGCUGAUUUCUAUUGUGAUAACGUAUAUGGAGAAAAAGCUUUCAGUGAUAUGCUUCUUUCAGAAUGGUGUUCAUUUCCAAUAACAAAUAAAAGAACUUGACAGAA